Molecule: messenger RNA, 2280 nt
Organism: Ochlerotatus camptorhynchus
Lineage: Eukaryota; Metazoa; Arthropoda; Insecta; Diptera; Culicidae
Gene: HPS1
Product: Hermansky-Pudlak syndrome 1 protein
Exons: 7
Coding region: 292-2091 (599 amino acids)
Biological process (GO): vesicle-mediated transport
Cellular component (GO): BLOC-3 complex
Molecular function (GO): guanyl-nucleotide exchange factor activity
Source: RefSeq, a predicted model, not a curated record
UACUUAUCAGCAUCGCUGCCGUAAUACAUAGAGGAUAGGGGUACAUGUCCCUUCGGUAGCAGUAGCUGUCAAGAUCAGUUUUGUCCUUGUUGCUUUCGUGACGCACGGCAGCGGUUACAAUGUGUAUAAAUGGUGGUUAAGCGCAAACGUGAGCAAACUCUCUAAAGAACAGCCAGACGAAGCCAUCAGAGGUGCGAGGGAGUGUUUCUUCGCAGGAAAGAAAAUUGUCUUGUGUAAAUUUGUUAAUUUUGGUAGGUUUUCAUUGGAAAUUUUCUGUUACCGAGUGCCAAAAUGGAAGGUGUGCUAAUAUUUGAUCAGAAUAAUGAUUUGAUAUAUCAAAACUUUAACGAUGCAAUGCGUGCCAAAAUGUGCAAACAUGCAAUCGAUCUUGGGUUGAUGGAGAACGAAAAAAGGGAUCCGCGGAAGGAUCUAGACAACAAUGUAUUGAUUCAAAUCUUCAGCCCUUUGGUAGCCUCCCAGAGAAUUAUGAUGUGCCAAUUUGAUAAUGCUUAUACGUCGGUGCAGAUGGAGAGCAACUUGAACUUAGUCUUCGAUGAGUUUUUGGGAUAUUUAUUUAUACAAAUAAGCACCAAGGAAGUGGAUCAUAUCAAACGGGAACUUGGUGUUUGCAUCUGUCUUCUGAAGCACAUUUGUGGACCAAACAUAUACAUAAUCAAAAACAACAUUAAAAAAUCGCAACUUCUAUCUAGUUUGAUCAGCACUUAUCGGCAAAUGUAUCUGGGAAACCAGGGAAUCCUAGUGGAAGCUAUCGAGCAACUCCUCGUCAAUGCCGAUGUGAAGAAUACCGUAGUGUCGUCCCUGCAGGCUGCUACAGAAAAGCUCAAACAGGAUCCACACUCGCAACGAAGUCAUUCCAUAAUGUUCGUUGGCAAUAAGUUCCUUUCACUGUACAGCAGCCGACAGGCUCAGGAGCUAUCCCCCGCCGAUAUGCUGUUUCUGAACAUCUUCUGUCAAACCCUGGAUCGCGGAGAGCACUCCAAACGCAUUGAAUCGCACGUGGUAUUCCUUCAGGGAUGCUCUAAUCAGACGACCUCCGGAUGUAUUCCGCACAUCGUGCAUGUUUGCAAGCUGUUUGAUGACGUAUUUUUGGUUUUGUUGAUCGAACAUGGUAAUAUUGCUUUGUCGGGAAACUUGUACGACGUGUUUUUUGCCCUACAUAAACUGCAAAAUAUCCAAAUGCAAAUGGAUGUCGAUAAUCUAAGAUCCGCGUUCGAUAGUUUGGAAACGUAUGUGAAACAUACGAUGGAUUCUUUGAAGAAAAUCAAACACAACAGUCCUGAAGCAGAUGAGGCUGUCAGAGUUUUAUCCUUGAAGUGGGAUAAUCUCCGCAAACGAUACGCAGAAUACUUCAAAGCAGCCGACAGCGCUCUACUGGUGAAAGUCGAAAGCAAUAUGCCGAUGUUUGUGGAAGCGGUGAAGGAAGUUUUCAAGCUGCUCUGCGCAGAGUGCAGUACCCUGGAGCACGGAUUGCAACGGGUUACCGAUAUAGCCGAUAUGGUCCAGGAGAAGCUGACGGAGGUGUUCAACUUUCUGCAAAUCAAAUCGCAGAAGAACUUCUGCAUGGGAUCAUAUUUAGAAGAUUUUCCAGGCCUGGUACAUUUUAUACACAUAGACAGAAAUAAUGGAAGGAUCGUGGCUCCUGGACUAGACAUGGAAGAAGCUACAAACGUGCUCAAAGAAAGGAUUUGGUCCAUGGUAGAACUUUCGCGAACCUAUCUACACAAAGGUCACAUGUCGAUGAUCUGGAAGGACGUUACAUUCAGCUAUGGUUAUUUCCUAUGGUUCGAGGACGCCAAUGGGACUGCUUUGAAGCCGAAAGAAUUCCCAGAUUUUUCUGCAAUAUCGACGAAACCGCAACUGAUUGCCGGAAUUCUAUCGGGAGACUACUAUCAGCGCAUGAUAGAAACAUGCUUUCCGAGGACUCAAGCUAGUAAGAUUCGCUGCUACGAGCUAUAUUGCGUUCAUCUGGGAUUGGUUACACCAACGAAUGUGCUGGAGCACUGCAGACGGCUAGCUGUUACGAUUACCGAUCUUACAGGGUGCGUUGGGAAUCCGAUAGAUUUGUUGUAAAUCUCUUGUCAUGCCCUUUUCUACAUUUCGAUCAUGCCUAUCUAAUUUUCCUUACCAACACUUUUUGUAUGGAAAAUUCAUAUCGAACGAAAUGCAGAAUCGGGAUGCGUAGGUAUAGGUAGGGGAAAUAACUCUAAUGUUGGCCUAUGGAUCUAAGAUUGGGCCCAUCGCUAAAAUCUGCUGGGUUAG